Molecule: messenger RNA, 466 nt
Organism: Sinocyclocheilus grahami
Lineage: Eukaryota; Metazoa; Chordata; Actinopteri; Cypriniformes; Cyprinidae
Product: reticulon-4 receptor-like 2
Exons: 2
Cellular component (GO): plasma membrane
Molecular function (GO): protein binding
Source: RefSeq, a predicted model, not a curated record
AUAUGGUUGUUGGCAUGUCGCUGUGCACCGGGUCAGGCAUGUCCCAGGUUGUGUGUAUGCUACCAUAUGCCCAUGACUGUGAGCUGUCAGUCUCAGAACUUCACUGCUGUCCCAGCCGGCGUGCCCUACGACUCCCAGCGGGUUUUCUUGCAGAACAACCGUAUCACUGAGCUCAGAGCCGACUCCUUUGGCUUCGAAACACAGGUCCUAUGGCUGUAUUCCAACAACAUCACAUGGAUUGAAGCAGGUGCAUUCAGUAAUCUGCGUGUACUAGAGGAACUAGAUUUGAGUGACAACCCAUCACUGCGCAGGCUGGACGGGGGUGCGUUUAGGGGGCUGGAGCGCUUGCAGAGUCUACACAUGCACCGCUGCCACUUAACCGAGCUGCCUGCUGACCUCUUCCACAAGCUCUACAGCUUGCAGUUUCUCUACCUGCAGGAGAACCAGCUGAGCCACCUUCCAGAUG